AUGUCAUUGAAGGAGGCAGACCACCUGAAACAGGAUCUGAAUGAGGCUAAAGAUGCAGAACGGAGGGCAAAGCAGAAACUCCUGGAAAUCACCAAACCAACAUACCCUUUAAUAGCAGCAUACUCCAGCCCUCCUCCACCCACUGGGCCGGAGAGUCCAGAUAUGACUGUAGACAUGGGCGGCUCCAUAAGAAUGGACUUCAAGGACUCCGAUAUGAAAAGACUUUCCAUGGAGAUUGAGAGAGAACGGCUAGAGUACAUGGAAAAGAGCAAACAUCUUCAAGACCAGCUGAAGGAGCUCAAAUCAGAGAUUGAGUCCCUGAAGUUGGAAGAGCAGCAACAGGCUGGACUCUACAGUCUCAGGAGUUACGCUGAACCUCCUUAUAUUCCCCACAGCAAUAGAAAUUCUGCCUACAUGGCUCAGAUGGCCUUCUACGAGGAAGUGUGAAAGAACAAUCCAGUCUCUGUUUCAGGAGCAGGAGGGUCUGGAGGAGCAGUUUGCAGCUAUCACUGAUGCAUGCAUGUACAUCAAAAAUGCAGCAACCUCAUACUGUGCUUUUAAAAUUAAUAUAUUUCUUUUAUGUUUUUGACUCUUGCAAUUUGGUUUUGUGUGCACCUCAAGUCAUGUUUUACUGCUACCACAAAUUGUUUGGCACUUUCAAGCACAUGUAACUGUGUUUGUUUGUUCACAUGCCAAAAAUAUUUGCUGGAAAUGCAAGGUAUUAAGGGACAUUUCUGGUACGGAUAGUGCCUUUAGAAUGAUCAAAUCAUUAAAUGAUGAACACAAGCAUGUUAAUAAAGUUGGAACCCCACCAGAAACACUAGGACUUAGAAAGUAUUUCUAUUACUUUCUCCUUCUAUUCUUUUCCUGUGGGAUGCUUGAUCAGUUUAACACUAGGUGCCUUUAACACAUGCCACAGAUAGUGGUUUUAACUACAAUAUCAACGAAUGUCAAUUCAUUUGAUGUAUUUGCAUGUUUUGAACUGUGGAUUGUGUUAUUAUUCUUUUGGUUUGUUUUUUUUUGGUGCUUUUUGAAUAUGAAUAUGAUUGAUAUUUUCCAGUACACUCCAGUGCCUUUUGGAAAAGCUUGUACUACUCAUUGGGCUGAAUGAUUCUCUACCGAUGCACUCUUUCUCGCGGUAUGACUGGUUGUAUAACACGUUCGACAAGCGCGUCAGCUGUAACUACUCUAUCAUAUUCAGGAACAGAGGUAGAUUGAUGGCUUCUCUGUUUAUAAAUGUGCUGUACUCAUCCAUUUCGGCUGGAGACUCUUGAGUGUUUUUUGAAUCCGUGACAGUUUUUAGUUGAUAUAGGCAGGCACAGGCAGAUUUAUUGGUUUAUCUACCGUUUUCUGUUCCCAAAUCAACUUAUGCUUAGACUUGUUAUGGUUAUGAUCCAUGUUGCCAUUUCAGCACAUUUACAUCUGAGUAACAUUUCAGAUCUUGUCCCCCCAACCCCAUCAGAAUGUCCUUUGUUUCAAAAUGCAAAAUGCAAUGUGUCCAAUUAAACAGGACAUAUAUUUUGCACUAAUUUUUAAACGUUUUGAAUGCUUUUGGGUAUAUAGACAGUGAAUUUGUUGCUGAAAUGUUGAUGCGAGACAAACCUGCACACUCAUAUAAAGGGAUGAGUUGUUAAUGAUGUUGGAGGAGUUUUAAGGUUGUUAUGCCUCAUUAUGUUACAGCGGAUUGUGCAUUUAGCAGCAUUAAUGGAUUUUGGAGCAAUAUCUUUUGUAAAUACACUACAUGCAUUGCUAAGUCUUAGUUUAAGUAGUGCCAGACAUUCCUGUUAUGGUCAGCAUGACUGUGCACAUUAGCUUGAAAUGUCUUAAGACAGAGUGACUUCACAAGGUAAUUGUUCAUGUUUUAAUGAAUGCCACAGCCAAGUUUGUGUUUGUCUUUAUCCAUCUGCACCACAUAAAGAAGCUUGUUUUUGGAUUUCAUAUCAUCAUCAACAAGGAUCAUUUUCACUCCGUGUUUGAUUGAAACACCUAUCACAGUACAAGCUGCCUUUGUUUAAUAUGUGUGCCAUGGGUUCAGACAUAGAUUGUCCAUAUGAAUGUGGACAUAGAGCAAUCUCAUGUGCAGUGAAUUGUAAACCGAUAUACAAAUAAACUGCAAUGAUGCAUUUAA
This is a messenger RNA of Sinocyclocheilus grahami, 2128 nucleotides long. RefSeq names its product merlin-like. NCBI's taxonomy places the organism in Eukaryota, Metazoa, Chordata, Actinopteri, Cypriniformes, Cyprinidae. Bases 1 to 447 code for a protein of 148 amino acids. Gene Ontology annotation, molecular function: actin binding. The transcript has 5 exons. The record is from RefSeq and is a predicted model, not a curated record.